Molecule: messenger RNA, 826 nt
Organism: Anopheles coustani
Lineage: Eukaryota; Metazoa; Arthropoda; Insecta; Diptera; Culicidae
Product: protein FRA10AC1 homolog
Exons: 4
Coding region: 2-775 (257 amino acids)
Biological process (GO): dephosphorylation
Molecular function (GO): phosphatase activity
Source: RefSeq, a predicted model, not a curated record
GAUGUACCACAGAAAUUUAGCACAUUUGAAUCCGUACGAGCUGCACAAGCACCUGAUCAAUGAAUAUAUUUUAACUCAACCCGGUGCAACAAAAUCGCUCCAACGAGACAGUUCGCGCGAUAAAACGGAUCAUGAUGUGAUUCGUGAGAAUCAUCGGUUUCUUUGGGAUAACGAAGCCGUCGAUAGUUGGGAAAAACAACUUUCGAAGAAGUAUUAUGAUAAGCUUUUCAAGGAAUACUGUAUUGCUGACCUCAGCCGUUACAAAGAAAAUAAGGUUGCCAUGCGCUGGAGGGUGGAGAAGGAAGUGGUUACUGGUAAAGGACAAUUCAUUUGCGGCGAUAGAAUAUGCGAAGAGCGGACUAAUCUUCGCAGCUGGGAAGUAAACUUUGGCUAUCUUGAACAUGGCGAGAAAAAGAAUGCUUUGGUCAAACUACGUUUGUGCUCGAAAUGCUCAGAUAAGCUUAACUACCACUCGAAAAAAAGAGAAGUUAAGCGAUUGAAGAAACGGGAUCGUAAAGGUAAAACCUUUAACUCAGAACCAACCUGUGGUAGUUUGACGACGGGUUUACCAACGACCCCGUCUUUUGAAGAAACCUAUUUGGCCGAAACAAGUACUGCAUUGAUGCAGCAUGAAGUUCAAGAGUUGUCAACAAGUAGCGGGUCAUUAAUAACGCAACCCGGAAGUAUAGAAGGAGAUUGGGCAAAAGGACCCGAACUCGAAGAAAAAACUCGCGAAGAAGAAUUUGAUGAAUAUUUGGAAGAACUAUUACUUUAAAUGAUAAUUAUAAAAAAUAAAAUCUAUCGUCAAAAAGACUAAACCAAAAAC